Vidua chalybeata is the source of this 2884-nucleotide messenger RNA. It is a transcript of the gene CD247, whose product is annotated as CD247 molecule. The record is from RefSeq and is a predicted model, not a curated record. Gene Ontology annotation, molecular function: transmembrane signaling receptor activity. Gene Ontology annotation, cellular component: membrane. Gene Ontology annotation, biological process: cell surface receptor signaling pathway. NCBI's taxonomy places the organism in Eukaryota, Metazoa, Chordata, Aves, Passeriformes, Viduidae.
UUCAAUUUACUUUGCCUUCAAAAGCCUUACUUUUUGCGAGCACAAUAUCUUUCAUCCCACCAUACUAUAGGGAAAUUUUUAUCAUCUGUUUCUGUGCCUCCUGGGGAUGCACAUUCCUCUUUCUUUUCUAAGAAUUAGAGACAGGAGAAAAAAAAAAUAUGCAUUGAGAUGCUUGUACUUCCUCCCAGCCUAAGCUCUGAUCCUCAAGUGCAUUAUUAGUAUUACUGUUGUAAACAUUAAACAUUCAGUGAUCAGUCGAGCCAGAUGUAUUUUGAUGGGAGUGAGGCUGAGCUUUAAGCCAUUAGGUUUAUCUAAGCUAUGUUUUCAAGCUUUUCUAAUUCACAGUUGUCUAAAAUGAACUUUCUUUUAUUAAUAAAAAAAUGAAAAUUUUUAUUUGCCUGCAUUUAAAAAGAGCACAACAAUGUGAGAUUUCUUAGAAAGUGGACAUUAGAAAUGAGUUUUAUAUCGUUAUGAGUUUAGACAACUAUAUUGUUCAAAAGUGACUAUAACUUAGAGUUUUAAAUUUCUAUUUAUGCCCUGUGCUGCACAUUGGGAAAAAUUGCAUAAACCCCUUUUUGAAGUCAGGUCAAAUUUGAUACCAGAAACAGAGACCAGCAGCCGCUGAGUGGGGAUGAUCUAGGAACCAUGAGACAAAGUGGGGAAAAAAAAAAAAAAAAAAAACCCAACUCACAGAAAACCAUCUUGCAGAUAGGAAAAGGAUGAAUAACAAAGGAAACCCCAAACGUGAGAAGGCAAACCCCAGCCCUCACUCAGAGGCUGUGAAGGCAGAGGAAGCCGGCAGGUGGACUCCGAAAGCCCUCAUAGGAGGUGAGCCUCUUCCUGUGGCGGCCACACGCCAGCACAGCCCGUGGAGGAGCCUCCUCUUCUUCUUCUUCUUCUUCUUUUUCUUCUUUUUCUUCUUCUCCUCUCCUGUGGCCUCCGUCCCCAGGACUGUCCAGCCUGGCAAGAUGAAGUGGAGGAGGAUCGCCAUCCUGGCCACCCUGCAGGCACAGCUCCCAGCCACAGAUGCUGCAUCAGUUCUUGGCCUCACAGAUCCCAGGCUCUGCUACAUGCUGGAUGGAUUCCUCUUCAUUUAUGCAGUGGUCAUGACAGCCCUUUUUGUGAAGGCAAAGCUCAGCCAGGCCUCUGAGCCACAGCUGCGACCAGGCCAGGAUGAUGUGUACAAUAAACUCUCCCGCACGCACAGAGACGAUUACGAUGUUCUGGGAGGAAAGCGAGGAGCAGACCCCGAGCUGGGCGGGAGACACCAGCAGAGGAGAAAGAACCCUCAGGACACUGUCUACACUUCACUGCAGAAGGACAAGAUGGGUGAGGCAUACAGUGAGAUUGGAAUGAAGGGAGAGCAGCAGAGGCGGCGAGGCAAAGGCAAUGAAGGUCUCUACCAGGGGCUCAGUGCAGCAACCAAGGACACUUAUGAUGCUCUCCAAAUGCAGCCUUUGCCUCCCCGCUAAGUGGGAGCCUCAGAGGGGAUGGGCAAGAGUGAGAGAUGCCCACCUGCUUUGGGGAGGAGAGGGGGGAAAACCUUUUUCAUCCAACACAAGCACUAUGUGUUUUCUGUGUGCAAGAACCUCCUGGGGUUGGUGCACAGAAUUUGGACCUGGCCUUUUCCUUCUCUCUCUCCCCUCCUGAAUCAUGUAACUGCUUCUGCUAUUAGAAUGUACAUAUCUGUAAAGUUGUUUCCAAUUAUAGUGGGUGUUAGGCUGAUUUUUUUUUGGUCAGGUUUGUGUUGUGGGGACUAGACCACACCUAACAAACACAGCUAUUUCCAUAGCUCUUCCUUGUCUUCCAGAAUACUAAGACAUGGAAUUAAGGCUUUAUUGCAUUUAAACAAUUUGCAAAGAUAGGGUUGUAUUUACUUCCUGCAGUAUUUAUCUUAAGACUAUUUCACCCUUUUUGCUUUAAAUUUGCCUUUAAAAAACUGCUUCAAUGGAGGGCAACUUUUUUCUCUAAUUAUAAAGAGUGACAUGAUGUUACAGUAGUGAAGCAGAGAGGCUGAAUGCAAAUUUUCCAGUAGGAAGAAAAUGAGCACCAAUAUCCAAAAAAAGAUCAAGCAAAUGGCACAGCCACUCAUCCAUAAAUAUGAGCCAGGUAAGCUGAGUGAGAGACUUCUCUGAAGGCAGAAAAACAAAGAAAACAAGGAGAUGGGUUCCCCUAUUAUCACUUCCAGACAACAAACUGUACAAAAGCCAACAUAAAGGCAGUUUCCAAACCACUCUCUCAUGAGGCUGCCUCUAAAAGGUGCAGGUAUCAUUCCAAGGAGGUACCAGCUCAGUAAUGUCAUGUGUUUUUGAUGAAUUAAUAAAAUAGUGCCACAGUCCCGUGUGUGUGUAGGGAGCAGCAGGGGGAACGGCACGAGCUCCUUACCUGAGGCAUUCAGCCUGUCAGGACCAGCCUGCACCCAGCAGCACCAUCUCCCAGGGAAGCUGAGGAGGACAGGAUUCCAGCAGAAGCUCCUACACACGUCCCAGAAGCUGGGAUGGGCUGUUGGGAAAAUGCCCCAAACCCAGGUACCAAAGGACACUCACCUCCUGCUGCUGCAGCCUCAGUUUUGCCCGUGCCUCGCAAGGCUGCACAGGGAAGCCUGGAGGAAUUCAGCAUGGACAAAUCCAGCCCAGCAACAUCAGGGGUGCUUCACCUCGACCCAGGAGCUGACCAAGCCAUCUCACCAGUCAUCACAGAAGAAGCAGAGCUAAAGCAAGGCUGUGGGAACAAGAGCUGCUGCUCUGGGUGCUGGCCAAAUGAGGUUAUGUCUUCUUUCCAGGGACUGGGUGGGUUUUCAGCAGAAAAACUUGCUGAAAUGGGUGCUAAGCAAGUUCCAAGGCAGUUUUACUUCUUUAAGUAGUAAAACUGUACCUGCAGUAGG